Neoarthrinium moseri is the source of this 1239-nucleotide messenger RNA. RefSeq lists its product as uncharacterized. The transcript is spliced from 7 exons. The record is from RefSeq and is a predicted model, not a curated record. Bases 1 to 1239 code for a protein of 412 amino acids. Lineage: Eukaryota; Fungi; Ascomycota; Sordariomycetes; Amphisphaeriales; Apiosporaceae.
AUGUCAGUCGUCAACGGAGUUGCAAUAGUGCUUCCACCACCGGAAGGCUUCGAGGUUGACUUUGCGAACCCAACGAGAAACCUAACACUGGUACGCCAGACGUAUUGGAUCUAUGGAAUUGGAACUGCUCUGGCACUUUUCUUUCUUGUGCAAAACCUUUAUGUCAAACUUUAUGUUAAUCGUAAAGUUGACACCGAGGCAGGUUGCCUCAUAGCUUCAUGGAUCAUGAGUCAGAUUGUACAGGCUCUACUGAUUUCAACGGUCGCAGCUAAGUUGACUGGUACUCAUGCUUGGGAGAUGUCACUUGAAAAGUACAAUUAUUGGACUCUUAUCUUUUAUGUUUCAUCGACGAUCUACACCCCAACAACCGGCCUCGCCAAGCUUUCUCUCCUAUGCUUUUACAACAAAGUAUCACCCGCACGAUGGUGGAUAUGGUGCACACGAAUAUCUAUAUUCGUCUUAGCAGGCUACACCGUUGCCAUUACCUUCGCCAUGCUUUUCGCCUGCAACCCAAUCCGACGCAGCUGGGAUGUCACAAUGACAGAGGGAGAAUGCGUCAAUCGACCAUAUCUAUACAUCGCCAUAGCAGCAUUGCAGAUUCUGAGUGAUGUUGGGCUUAUAAUUAUGCCUAUGCCCAUGAUUUAUGGCCUACAGAUGCCAUCGAGACAGAAGAUUGGCUUGGUGUUGAUGUUUGUAGUUGGUUCGUCUACGUUGGUCACCUCCAUCAUGCGUUUGGUUACACUGGUACCCGCCUUAUCGGACGCAGAUCAGACUUGGGCACUCAGCCAGCCAGUUUUGUGGAUCUGUGUUGAAGGAAACCUCCUUACUAUCUGUGCGUCAUUCCCAACAGCCAAGCGCUUCUUCCGUCUCGUGGCCCCCCGUUGGAUCGGCGAGUCUGAAACAAAGAGGUCGUCCCGUAACAAUGGUCUCGACCAGCAGGGACCGUCGCGAGAACAUGCUUUCCAUAACGAAAUUGUGCCGUUGGGAGACCUCAAGUUGGGCGAUGGAGAGCCCAUCGAAGUAACAAUACAAGGCGGCAAGGGGGAAGCCAGAUUGGUUAAAAAUGAGCGAGAUGAAGACACGACUGGUAGCGGGGACUCAAUUUCCAGUUUCACAGAGACUGGAAGUCAAAACCUAUCAUGGGAUCCUACGUCAGCUGGUAGUGAGAGACAACCACAUCGCAGAAUCUUACAGACGAGGACAUACCGGGUAACGAGACACUCAGGGGCGACGCUGUAG